ACACUCUUGCACGCUGUGGCAGGUCUGGUAGGGAGACCCGUGGCUUCUAGCUCGUCUGUUUCUGAGACUCUGCCCUUCACCCCUUCAGGAACGCUUUAAGGGCAUCAUGACUCAAUAUGAGAAAGAGCUGAUUGCCAAAAUCCAGAUCUCUCAGCUCGUAACCGAUGAUCCCUACACCGACGAUUUUUACUACAAGGUCUUCAGCCUUUUGAACGGCAAAGGCGGUGCUGGAACGCCUGUCAGCAGCACGACCAGCAGUCGUGGCGGUCUGAAUUGGCAGCAAUCGAUGCUGAUGACUCAGAAGGAGGGCGGAAGGAGUGGCACUCUCAACAUCUCGACGCACAUGCAGAAUCAGAUGCAGCGUCUGAUCGAAGGCCGCAAGCAGAAGCCUAAAGGCACAAGCUUGGCCCUCGAAGGUGCGCUUGGAAAAAUCUCGCUGACGUCCGUCAAGAACCCCAAGCAGCUCAUCCAAAUCCAGGAGCACAGUGUGCCCUCGUUUGCCCAUCUGUCGCAGAAGAAGGUUCUGAGAACUAUCGAAGAUGCCUAUGUGAUUGUUCUGAAUCUGGAGCAGCUCAAGAGAAAGCCGCCGGCCGAUGAUGAAGUCGAGAAAUGGAACCAAGACUUUGAUGAAAACUCAAAGCAGCUCUGGAGCCUCCUGGGUCUUUCCGAGCCCGUGGCUUACAACAUGCCCCACCCGCUGGCAUACUUCCUGUCGUAUCCAAAGGGCAAGCGCAUCUUCCCGCGAGUUACGCGGUUCCUGCUGCUUGACCAGAUGAUCGUGCUGUUUACCGCACUGCUCAGCCGCCUCGAGAGCCUGGAUGUCUGCAAUCUCCCAUGCACUGCCAACGGCGAGAAGCCUCACGAAGAAGUGGAGAUCUUCAUGACCAACUGCCUCCCUCCCCUCGUUGGCCUCGUCUCGGAGCUCCCGAUGCAUAUCCUCAAUAGCUGUAUGCGGCUGCUGCUUGAGCGCCACAACAUGGUCUGGCUGGCAAAGAGUAAAGUGGGUCUGGCCAUUCUGACCAUGUUCCUCAGUCGAGCCGAGAUUCUGAAGCAAGGAGGCGCCCAGCAAGGUGUUCCACACCCAACCGAGUCUGAUCUUGCUGUCUGGACGGACUACUAUAACUUCCUGUUUGGCUCCUUGCACACGCAUUUUGCCUCAAUCUUCCCCAAGACAGACCCGGCAUCAGCCCCUGUCCAGAGCAGCGUCGAGUCUGCCUCAACGGCCUCUCCGCAGGGCCGACAGACACCCGGCCAGUCCACAGCUUCCUCGGACGAAGUCUACUUGUGGCAAUUCCUGGCUGCCCUUGCGGUUGGGGCUACCACGGUUGAUCAUCAGAAGGUGCUGGUGUCCGAAGUCCGCGAGAAAGUGAUCGAGACUUCGAAGCGAAACGACAACCCCAAGGCCAUCGCCAAUGUCAACCUGUUCCUCAACGCGCUUGGUCUUGGCAUCGAUGCAGCCCAGUUGGCCGCCAUGCCCUGAGCUACAUGCUGACUGCAACGCCUCCAAUCCAUCCUGUUGAUGGUGCAAGCCCGACGUGGUCCGCAGGCCUCCGUACUGUUGUCAACCAUCUGGCGUCCCUCCCCCGCAGCCCGGGCUUGUCCUUUUCGUAUCGUAUGUUGCGGGGGGAGGUUUGUGACUUGGCCAAUACGAUCACACGUUUGCCUAUUGCCUUUGGCCGUCACUCUAGCUUGCCUGGCGCCCUCCUUCUCUGUCA
This is a messenger RNA of Polychytrium aggregatum, 1715 nucleotides long. RefSeq names its product topoisomerase II-associated protein PAT1. Lineage: Eukaryota; Fungi; Chytridiomycota; Chytridiomycetes; Polychytriales. Gene Ontology annotation, biological process: P-body assembly; deadenylation-dependent decapping of nuclear-transcribed mRNA. The record is from RefSeq and is a predicted model, not a curated record. Gene Ontology annotation, molecular function: RNA binding. The transcript is spliced from 7 exons. The coding region runs from base 107 to 1480 and encodes 457 amino acids. Gene Ontology annotation, cellular component: P-body.